AUGGUUGCCACCCCGGACUCUGAGCGCGUGCCCGCCUGGAAGAAGCUGGGCCUCAAGCUAAAGUACGCAAACGACGAAAGUCCAGCUGCAGCGUCCGCCUCCGCUUCCAAAAAGAGAGCUCGUGACGAGGACGCCGCGCUCGGAAGCGACCCAACUGGCCGGUCAAGCGGGACGCCGUCAAAGAAGUCCAAGAAGAGGAGGUCCGAGCCAGCUGAGGAAUCCACUCCACCUGCCGACGAGCCCUCGAAAAAGGAAAGGAAAGAAAAGAAGCGCGAAAAGAAAUCCAAAAAGGCCAAGGCUUCCCUGCCCGACAGGACCGCACCAGACUCAGCUGCAUCGGACGGCGAAGAAAGAGCCCCUAAGUUUGCCACCCCGGUCAAGGCGCUGCAGCGCAAGAAGUCCGUGAGCUUCACUCCUGACACCAAGAAGUCUGACGGCGACAGCGGCCAACAGAUGUUCAAGGCCUGGGUCAAGUCUCAAGACGCAUCUUCGACUGAAGACGGCAUCGUCCCGAGCACCGAGUCAGCGGUCGAAGAGGACGACGCCCCUGCCGCCACCGCCGGCGAAUCGAAGCCUGAGCCUUCCAAGAAGGACCUGAAGAAGGCGAAGAAGGAGCAGCGCAACGCCGCAAGGGCGGCAGAGGCCACGCAACAAGAAGAGCAUCUCCCACCCUACGUCACCUAUCUACAACAAUACCACUCGGACCGCUCAAGCUGGAAGUUCAACAAGAAGCACCAAGUCGAGCUUCUCAAAAACAUUUUCAACCUUUUCCGCGUUCCGACAUCCUACGACCAAGCCGUCCAUGCCUAUAUUGCCGGCCUCAAUGGCGCCGCAGCCCGCUAUCGCCUCAAGGAACAGGCCGACGCUGUUUUAAAGGAAGCCUCUGACACUCCGAAGGACGAGCCUGCCAACCGCAAGGCUGCCAAAAAGGGGAGCCGCGAGCGUGAUGAAGCCCAGCAGCUGCCGGCCAAGCGUCGCCGUGCGGAGGAGGUGCUCAAGGCUCUUGGACACGUAGACGAGCCACCUGCGAAGCCCAGCAAAACCAUGCAGCCACAGAAGGAGGUCGAGGCCCCCGAGGACGGCAACAAGAAGCGAUCCCGCCCUCGCAAGUCGCGCACGAUGGACGUCGACAGCAGCAGCAGCAGCGAGGAAGACAGCUCCAGUGACGAGAGUUCGGUCGUCUCCAGCAGCUCGGAAGAGUCCAGCUCCGACUCUGAUUCCGAUUCCGAUUCCGAUUCCGACUCUGUUUCUGAUGAUUCAAGCAGUGCGAGCGACAGCGAUGAUUUGGACUCGGAACGGGAGACCAAGGCUAGCGAGAAAGGCAAGAAGGAUGACAGCAGUAGUGAAUCUAGCGACAGCGACUAG
Messenger RNA from Diplodia corticola, 1365 nucleotides. Its product is annotated as proteasome subunit alpha type 6 protein. The transcript has a single exon. Lineage: Eukaryota; Fungi; Ascomycota; Dothideomycetes; Botryosphaeriales; Botryosphaeriaceae. The record is from RefSeq and is a predicted model, not a curated record. Bases 1 to 1365 code for a protein of 454 amino acids.